Molecule: messenger RNA, 2437 nt
Organism: Lineus longissimus
Lineage: Eukaryota; Metazoa; Nemertea; Pilidiophora; Heteronemertea; Lineidae
Product: protein MFI-like
Exons: 14
Coding region: 431-2065 (544 amino acids)
Molecular function (GO): protein binding
Source: RefSeq, a predicted model, not a curated record
GUGGAAAUUUUUAGCAAUUUUGUGCGAAAUGUUCUUCUAUUUUACACGGUAUCUCACACAAAAAUGCCAUAACAAACUUGAAAGUGGGUUAGGAUAACUGAUCAUUACAUACAAAAACUGUAAACAUCUGCUGUAGGCCAAAGUUAGCGCUGUUCUGGGUGAACCGGCCUUGGAGACGAUGUAAACAAAAUUUCUCGAAAAGUUUCUCUUCUGAAGCACUGGCAAUCAAUGUACAGCGGUUGUGGGUGAAUCAUACAUCAAUGCAUCAGUGAUUUUGUAGCGCCUGUACAUGUACCUUUGGAGUGUAAAUCGCUAGGCCUUUUACAGCUAAGGCUAAGCCUUUCCCCAAAAAUAAAGUCGAGUUUGGGUCAAAACUGACAAAAGUUUUGAAUAGUACUAGUAGCCUAGGCCUAAAUUAUUAAAACCGAUCAUGUCAACGUCCAGUCGUGCCAGUUCAACCAUUUCCAAGAAAGAAGCAAAGAACAUUGUUGUAAAUGCUGACUUGCCUGACGGACCGGUUGCAAGGGAUCUCAAACUAGCGUCUGCUCCGAAGACUCUCAGACAGUCUCUGAUUCGAGGAAAUAAAGAUAGUGAGGAGUCUAGAAGUUCAGCUGCUAUUGAAAUCCAGCGACAAUAUAGAGGUUAUAAUACAAGGUGUAAAGUUCUCGGUGUAGUUGAGCCAAAGAUCAGCAAAACUGCCGUCUAUAGUGGUAGUAACCAUGUGGCAAAUCGUCUAUCUGACGUUAGGUCACCAUCACCAGUUCAAGUUGAAAGCAGUACUAAGAUCAAUGAUGAAAUAUUAAAGGAAGUGUCUGAAGAUGAUACACUCGAAGCCUUGUAUGCCGAAUAUGUCAGGAGAUUACGACUAGCUGGAGUCACUGAUAUACCCAGCUUUGAAGAGUUCUGUCGGGAUCAAAAUCUCAUGCAGACGGCCAGAGAGGAGAAAGGCGUGACCCAAUCAAGUCGAGAGACGGUAAAAAGCGAUAAAAAGACGCCAGCCACGUCCAGUCGGAUCAUGAAACCGGGUAAAAUUGGAAAAUACACAGCAGAUGAGGCGGCGUCGAUGAUCCAACGAUCCUGGAGAAGACAUAUUGACAUCCAAGUGUAUAAGUAUUACCGAGAUCUCAUCAAUUUCAAGCAGAGAGGCGACCCUGCCCUCAUGCUGCGGUGUAUCAACCCGAAUGAGGCGCGGCUGUUAGAUGCUGCGUCAGGCAUCCACGUCAAGUUUAGAUUAGCUGGAGAUAAAUUCCCGCCCAACAUCUAUUAUAAGAUCUACACUCAUCGAAACGUGGUUGACAUGUGCGCUAACAGUCCCAAGGACUAUACAAAGGCUGACUCGAAAAGAAAGAUGGGAAGAGAUGUACAUAAUAAGGGAGACAGGGCAUCUCAUAUCAAAGCUAAAGUGGGAUGGUACCAACGAUGGGAGAACAAUGGUUGGCGUCUGGUGUCUGAUCGUCUGCUCACCCACAUCCUGGCAGAUCCCGUCACGUGGGAAACGUCGCAGAAAAAAAUCGAAUUCCAUCAUAAUAAGUUACAACGUAAACAAGACGUGGAAAAACAGCGAAAACAGAAAAAGAUCAACUGGAUGCAAAAAAUGUACAAAGAAGGGAUGAUGAAAGCCAAAGUUGAGGAUACGGAGACGAUCCAGUUAAUAGAGGGUGCUGCCGCAGGGAUGGUUGCAACUAUCGAAAUGGAAGGACCAGAGGCUGUUCAGGAAUGGGAGGUUGAUGAGUUGUUGGAAUGGACAACAAGUCUCAAUUAUGAUGACUACCUGGAUGGAUGGAAGGAGAUAGCAACGAGUUCCAAGUCAGAGAAAAUCACAGCUGAUCGUAAGUACCAAGGAAGACUCUACACCGCCUCAAGUGACCAAUCUUAUUAUCAGCCUGAUUAUAGACCAAUGUAUCAACCAGGAGAUCCGGAUGGCCGAGCCCAUGUUUACAGUGGGCAGUACGAGGACCCGUUCAUGCUGACGAUAAGCGGCUCUCCAUCUCGGAACCAGGAUAUACCCACAAGACCGUCCCAUAAUACACCUGUCUCUAGUUUGUCCGGGAGUCAUUUCCGAUAGGAAGAAAAGAUGCUGUCUAUUUCUAUCAUGAAGUUGGAUAGUGUCUUGGAUCUUAUAAGACACUGUUAGUGGUAGUAUAUCACCUGUGCCCGCUAUGAGUGAAGUGUAUCAGACUUAAUUGCUGUUAUUGACACAUUCCGUGAUAUCUUUGAAAACUGUGAUCUAUCUUAUAUAAUUCCAUCCAUAAAAUAAGACUUAGACCAUCCGUCCUUGUGAAUAUCAAUAGUUAGUUUUGAUACUAAAUGAAAUGAAUUCUCAACAUUGUACAUUUGCUGUAUAUAGCUACAUGUGAAUAUGACUUGAUAGUCUUGUGCCUUGUAAAGAAACUUUUGUGAUUAUGAUAUUUAUUUUUGAAUAAAAGGAUUUCGAAUA